AUGCAGCAACUGCUACAGAUCGAGAAGUUCAUCCAGAAGCAUGUCCGUUUUUGGGUGGAAACGUUUCGACAGAGCCCCAGCUUCGGUUUGCCAUUGGAGUUCGAGAAAUUCAACCUCCACCAUGCGUGUCACUGGAUCAUUUCGCCUGCCACGCGCAAGCUCUGCUGCAGCCUGGUGGAGCUAGUGGCAACGGAUGCUGAUGCACAGUAUCCAUGGUGGUUUGUGAGCCACGCAUGGCAGGAAGCCAUCUUCAAAUUCGUGGCUUGUCUUCGGCAGCAUGCCGCGCUGCGAAAUGUAGCGGAUGGCGCGUACUGGGUAUGUGAGGUGUUGCGUGACUCACGCUCCAUGAUCGCUGUGGAAGAACGCAAUGCUGGGAUGCCCCUGCUCCUGGAUGUGGCUGCGACUGAUCCUGCCAACGAGGCCAAAGAAACCAACGGGGCUCAAUGCUUCUUUAGCACCGUGUGCCAGGCGCACGUGCUGACUGAUGGCUUGGCGGCCGCAGAGGCGUUCCGGAUGCCGCUGCUUGGUUUUCUAGCCAAGUCUGUGCGUGAAGCGGCCUUCCCCACACCACUGGUGCAGAAGGGCUUGGACGUUGACAUCGCGCAAGCCGAUGCCAGCCUAGCGUCAGACAAGACAGCCAUCCUGAAUUCUAUCAGGUUGCCACGCGCAAGGACCAAGGUACUCUCUGACUCUGCACCAUUGGAAGAUCCAAAUUAUACGGCUGUGAACCGGGCGUUGGCGGCGCACUUUGCACUGGCGUCGUGGUUCGGGUUCGUGGCGAAACGCCACUCGUUCGACUCCAAGGUUUUAGAGCGACUCCUGAGCGCCCUGGCGGCAGACAGCUUUCGGAGAGUGGUGCAGCUGUCCUUCACGGGCUGCCGUGGCUUCACAGAUGUGGAGCUGAGCCAGCUGCUGCGGCACCUUCCCAGGCAGCUGCUGCUGCUUCGUUUAGAUAUGGGCUUCAGUGGAGUCCAAUGCUGGGCUUUCCCAGAGGUCGAGGAGAUGGAGAUGCCUCCACUGCAGGAACUCAGCCUGCGCUUCACGGGCUCCCACCUGGCGAACGCUUCGGGCUUGGGGCAGAUGCUCGGUGCCGAGCCGAUGUCGCAGUCACUGCGCUCUGUGCAGCUCUGGUUUUCCAAUUUGCCGUCCUUGGUGGAGCUGGGCUCAUGGGAGCCUCUCACGAAGCUGAAACUGGAAGAAUUGGUGUUGCAGCUGAACUCUUGCGAGGCCAUCACUGACGAAGCCAAGCAAUCCUUGUAUGAUUGCGUCCAACGUCUGAAACGUCGUCAGAGAGGAUUGGAACUGCGAUUGACGAUCGAGGGUGUGGCUGAGCGAUCAUGGCCCUGGGUGCCAUGUCAGAGGCCAGCUGUCAAGGAUGUGGAGUUGGCAGGCGGCAAGAGUGUGGACGAGUUGGAGAAUUUUGGAAGUGAGACUCUACCGUUCCCAUGUAGCUACGGCGGCUGCGACAUCUUCCAUUCGAACUUGAGUGGCUUUUGCCCCAAGCACCGCAUGUGGCGGCAUUGUUGGAAGUUGGGGCGCGUUUGGCAGACAGCUUGGUGCUGGACCGAGCUCAGCUUGCUCUUCGCGAUCCAGGCCGCAGCCGAGAUCGAGCAUCGCGCCACGCUGGUGGCCAUCCUGCUCUCGUUGUAUCCGGUGUUCUGCUUGUCAUUGGAGGAGUCUGUGGGAAUUCCAUGGGCCAUCACUUGCGCAUUGCUCUUGGUCGCGGUGAUUUGCAGCUUGGUAACUACCAGCGUGCGCUUUGACAACAUGCGAGUACAGAUUCUAAAGCAAUCAGUGGCAACAGAAGCAAGCUACUCUCAGGUGCUGCAGUUGCCAGAUUCUGGCAACAUGCUUCAAGUUCCUACCAUGGCGGGCUGCAGCUACCCAGAUUCGAGCAUUUUGCAUCAACGAAGCACGGACUUGAGAGCCAUGAAGUUGGUGCUUCCCAAUGCAACUGUGAAGAUCAAACUCUUGACGCAUUUGAGCAACGAAGAGCAGCAAAGCCCAGAGAAAGUGUUGGACGCCUUGCGAUGUGAACUGGUGUGCGAAGACAUGCUGGGAGUGCAGGAGGCGUUCAAGGGCUUGGAGGACAGAAUCCAGAGCGAAGACCUGGCUUCCCUGCAAAUCGCUGCAGUUCAGGAUACCUUUGCGGAGAUGAGCGGCCACAAGUGCUGCCAGGUGAUCCUGCAGAUGGAGAAUUAUUUUGCUUCGGUUUUUCUCAUGGAUGCGUUCCUCACGAGGAUGGACAAUGAGCUGAGCAGCGUGACGAAGUUGGCUGCGCAGUUUGGGUUGCUAGAUGACAUGAAAUCCAAGUGGGAGACUUCAUUAAGGCUUUGGAAUUCCGUGUCUGACGUUCGCAGACCUUUGGUCCUUGCAGGGACAAUCUUCUUGCAAGUUCUGGCUUUGGCCAUGUCCAUGUUCAUGGCGCUUCAAUAUUUCCUACGCUAUGCUCACAGGAUCCGGCCCCAAUUGCCUGACUUGGUUUUGGAUGGCUUGCUGCUGGACAGAGGAGAGGAGUCUGGUGAGACUAUCCUGGAGGCCAUAUUUUUGGCACUGCCCUACCUCGUUUUGGUGGCCGUUUUCCUGCAGCAGUUGGUGUGUCGGAAGCAAAGAAGGAAAAGGCCUCAACCGACGAAGAUCCUGUACGAGCGAUAUUUUGGGUUGCGCGGAGCUUACUACCCCGUCAAGGUGGCGAUUUUGCAAGGUCUCACCGUCAUGGUGCAAGCCUUUGGAAAAAUCUCCUUGUUGGGGGGCCUCGUCACCUUUGCCCAAGAAGAGCAGGACACCAGGCCACCUUGGUCUCGCCAACGAAGCACUUUGCGACGACACACCCCUGCCCAGGCUUCAGCCCAUCCAAGCAACCUCUUGGCCGCAGUACUUUCAACUUUGGCGAGGGGCCGCAUCACUUUGGUAGCGGAUCACGUGACGGAGUUCUACGGUUGUUCCGGUCGCGUGCUUAGAAGUCCAUUGGCAAACGUUCUGGCCAAUUCUUCGGUGGUCACGUCGAGCGCGGUGAUCCACUGCCCGCUGCCGGCCACGUUUGAGACUGCCAUCGCUGCCGUGCGACAGGCGCUGCCGGAGGAACAUUGGGACAAUGUGCUGCUGUCAUGUGGAGUUGACCAGGUAGAACCAGGCAAGGCCUUGGACAACUCCACGUAUGCGCUCGUAAGCUAUGAUGCCCUCGGCACAUCUGCCGUCUCCAUCGCGAAAACUGAGCAUCGUGGGAUCACCGUGCAGCAACUGCUACAGAUCGAGAAGUUCAUCCAGAAGCAUGUCCGUUUUUGGGUGGAAACGUUUCGACAGAGCCCCAGCUUCGGUUUGCCAUUGGAGUUCGAGAAAUUCAACCUCCACCAAGCGUGUCACUGGAUCAUUUCGCCUGCCACGCGCAAGCUCUGCUGCAGCCUGGUGGAGCUAGUGGCAACGGAUGCUGAUGCACAGUAUCCAUGGUGGUUUGUGAGCCACGCAUGGCAGGAAGCCAUCUUCAAAUUCGUGGCUUGUCUUCGGCAGCAUGCCGCGCUGCGAAAUGUAGCGGAUGGCGCGUACUGGGUAUGUGAGGUGUUGCGUGACUCACGCUCCAUGAUCGCUGUGGAAGAACGCAAUGCUGGGAUGCCCCUGCUCCUGGAUGUGGCUGCGACUGAUCCUGCCAACGAGGCCAAAGAAACCAACGGGGCUCAAUGCUUCUUUAGCACCGUGUGCCAGGCGCACGUGCUGACUGAUGGCUUGGCGGCCGCAGAGGCGUUCCGGAUGCCGCUGCUUGGUUUUCUAGCCAAGUCUGUGCGUGAAGCGGCCUUCCCCACACCACUGGUGCAGAAGGGCUUGGACGUUGACAUCGCGCAAGCCGAUGCCAGCCUAGCGUCAGACAAGACAGCCAUCCUGAAUUCUAUCAGGUUGCCACGCGCAAGGAACCAGGCGUUGGCGGCGCACUUUGCACUGGCGUCGUGGUUCGGCUUCGUGGCGAAACGCCACUCGUUCGACUCCAAGGUUUUAGAGCGACUCCUGAGCGCCCUGGCGGCAGACAGCUUUCGGAGAGUGGUGCAGCUGUCCUUCACGGGCUGCCGUGGCUUCACAGAUGCGGAGCUGAGCCAGCUGCUGCGGCACCUUCCCAGGCAGCUGCUGCUGCUUCGUCUAGAUAUGGGCUUCAGUGGAGUCCAAUGCUGGGCUUUCCCAGAGGCACAAGCUCCGUGCCGUGUCGAGGAGAUGGAGAUGCCUCCACUGCAGGAACUCAGCCUGCGCUUCACGGGCUCCCACCUGGCGAACGCUUCGGGCUUGGGGCAGAUGCUCGGUGCCGAGCCGAUGUCGCAGUCCUUGGUGGAGCUGGGCUCAUGGGAGCCUCUCACGAAGCUGAAACUGGAAGAAUUGGUGUUGCAGCUGAACUCUUGCGAGGCCAUCACUGACGAAGCCAAGCAAUCCUUGCCUCUCAGAUUGCAGUUGGAGAUGAUGAGAGCUCCCAAGGGGCUCAUGCCUGAGGAUGUGGAGUUGGCAGGCGGCAAGAGUGUGGACGAGUUGGAGAAUUUUGGAAGUGAGACUCUACCGUUCCCAUGUAGCUACGGCGGCUGCGACAUCUUCCAUUCGAACUUGAGUGGCUUUUGCCCCAAGCACCGCAUGUGGCGGCAUUGUUGGAAGUUGGGGCGCGUUUGGCAGACAGCUUGGUGCUGGACCGAGCUCAGCUUGCUCUUCGCGAUCCAGGCCGCAGCCGAGAUCGAGCAUCGCGCCACGCUGGUGGCCAUCCUGCUCUCGUUGUAUCCGGUGUUCUGCUUGUCAUUGGAGGAGUCUGUGGGAAUUCCAUGGGCCAUCACUUGCGCAUUGCUCUUGGUCGCGGUGAUUUGCAGCUUGGUAACUACCAGCGUGCGCUUUGACAACAUGCGAGUACAGAUUCUAAAGCAAUCAGUGGCAACAGAAGCAAGCUACUCUCAGGUGCUGCAGUUGCCAGAUUCUGGCAGCAUGCUUCGAGUUCCUACCAUGGCGGGCUGCAGCUACCCAGAUUCGAGCGUUUUGCAUCAACGAAGCACGGACUUGAGUACGAUUUACAGUGAUGCGCAAAGCCGCCUUCCUCUCUUUCUGAGAGCCAUGAAGUUGGUGCUUCCCAAUGCAACUGUGAAGAUCAAACUCUUGACGCAUUUGAGCAACGAAGAGCAGCAAAGCCCAGAGAAAGUGUUGGAUGCCCUGCGAUGUGAACUGUUGUGCGAAGACAUGCUGGGAGUGCAGGAGGCAUUCAAGGGCUUGGAGGAUACCUUUGCGGAGAUGAGCGGCCACAAGUGCUGCCAGGCGGAUUGGUCCAUGGGUCGAUGGGUCGUGAUCCUGCAGAUGGAGAAUUAUUUUGCCUCGGUUUUUCUCAUGGAUGCGUUCCUCACGAGGAUGGACAAUGAGCUGAGCAGCGUGACCAAGUUGGCUGCGCAGUUUGGGUUGCUAGAUGACAUGAAAUCCAAGUGGGAGACUUCGUUAAGACCUUUGGUCCUUGCAGGGACAAUCUUCUUGCAAGUUCUGGCUUUGGCCAUGUCCAUGUUCAUGGCGCUUCAAUAUUUCCUACGCUAUGCUCACAGGAUCCGGCCCCAAUUGCCUGACUUGGUUUUGGAUGGCUUGCUGCUGGACAGAGGCCAUAUUUUUGGCACUGCCCUACCUCGUUUUGGUGGCCGUUUUCCUGCAGCAGUUGGUGUGUCGGAAGCAAAGAAGAAAAAGGCCUCAACCGACGAAGAGCGAUAUUUUGGGUUGCGCGGAGCUUACUACCCCGUCAAGGUGGCGAUUUUGCAAGGUCUCACCGUCAUGGUGCAAGCCUUUGGAAAAAUCUCCUUGUUGGGGGGCCUCGUCACCUUUGCCCAAGAAGAGCAGGACGCGACUGCCAUUCUUUGGCUUAGUGUUGGCUUCUGGGCUUUCUUUGCUCUGCUGUGUUGGAACAGUCUCUAUCCCGCCUUUCUUCUUAUGUUCCCUGACACUGCCUGGGCUCGAAUUGGAGCAGCAUUUACGGAUGCUGCUCAUGACCUUGGCUACAUCUUGACCUACCUGGGUAUGGUCUUGGUGGCGAUGCUGCGAUUGCGGACAGCCUCCGAAGGUUGGGGAAAUUUUGGCGAGGACUUGACGUUGCAAUUCAGCAAUCGCAUCAACCCCGUGUUCGCUUUUCCUACCGACCUAUUGGGCUAUUGCGCCGUGUAUUUCAACUUGGCGCAUGCAUGCUGCAUUGCACACAUUUUGCAGCACACUAAUUGGCGUUUGCCAGUGCGACCCAGGUCAGAUGAUGUCAGUGAUAUUGCUUGUGAACUGACAGCAGCAAGCACCAUGUCAGGGGCAAGCGCCAAAAGUGGCGAUGCCUUCCAAGACUAUUUGGGUGCUCCCUUUCCAUUGGGCUUCUUUCGUGUUUCCCGUGCAAUUGCGCUAAAAAUGUUGGCUCGGCUGGCCAACAGAUUAGUGAACCUCGCUGCGAAGAACAUCACUGCCGUGGACCCAAAGGCUUUCAGCAAACUCGGACAUGUGCAGCGCCUGUCAUUGGCGAACAACAGCUUGAUCCACCUGCCUCCGGGCCUCUUCGAAGGCAGGAAGCUUUGA
Molecule: messenger RNA, 6537 nt
Organism: Cladocopium goreaui
Lineage: Eukaryota; Dinophyceae; Suessiales; Symbiodiniaceae
Source: the annotation of a GenBank genome assembly